Linum trigynum is the source of this 231-nucleotide messenger RNA. NCBI's taxonomy places the organism in Eukaryota, Viridiplantae, Streptophyta, Magnoliopsida, Malpighiales, Linaceae. The record is from the annotation of a GenBank genome assembly.
AUGAAUGGCACGCCCGUCCGCUUCUCGAACAGGGAAGUGGAGCUGACUUGCUACUUUCUUCUUUGGUUGAACUUCACCGCUGCUUUUAAUUACCAACUACCCCCAUCUCCAUCUCCUUCCUUCCGUCCCAUAAACGUUCUGCCACGAUCGACGACGACGGCAAAUGGCGCAGAUCUAAGCUUCUCAAAGCCGCCAAGCAGAGCUGCUGUUGUUGCUGCGUCGAAGAGUUGA